Messenger RNA from Eremomyces bilateralis CBS 781.70, 1409 nucleotides. RefSeq lists its product as uncharacterized. Lineage: Eukaryota; Fungi; Ascomycota; Dothideomycetes; Eremomycetales; Eremomycetaceae. The record is from RefSeq and is a predicted model, not a curated record. The transcript has a single exon. The coding region runs from base 392 to 1216 and encodes 274 amino acids.
AUCUUGGGGAUCAGCGCGAUUGAGGAUGGAGAUCGCGAACCCUUCCAUCGGGACUUUGGUACUUCGUGGGAUCGUUCGCCGAUAUCCAGGCGAGCCUUAUCAGGAACAACUGAACAAUGGAAUGUUCUGUGGAACAGAGAGAUUUAGAUCAGUACCAUGCGAAGAGAUAGGAUAGAAAGGUAGGAUUGUCCAAUUGAUACUGAAGACUUGGGGCGUGUAUUCUUGAUGAUUUUGUCUAUAAAAGCCGUGUCAACGCGUCGUAUUCAGUCUCCUUGUCUCUUUAUCCGCAUCGUUCAAGUUCAAUCCUUCGCAAAGAGUCCUUCAUUCCGGCUUCUCCAAGUCCUUCAUCCUUCCUAGCCCUUCGUUAUCGAAGACUACCCCUACCUUCACCAUGCGUACUCAACUCCUCGUCGCCGGCAUUGCUCUGGCUGCCUCUGCGAUGCCUCUUGAGGCUGCCACGCGGGUCGAGCGUCGCUCUCCAUCCCCAGCUACCCCCGCCACACCCCUAGGUAGCCUCAUCGACAAGCUCCUCAGCGCAGUUCCGCCUGUCGAGUUCGACCUUGGAGUCGGAGGCAAGCCUGAGAACGGGUCGACUGUUGAGCGUCGCUCACCAACCCCGGUCGAGCCAACUACCCAGCUGGGCAAACUCAUCGAUGGCCUCCUCAGUGCGGCCCCACCUAUUGAGCUCGAUCUUGAAAUCGGCGGAAAGCCCGAGAACAAGACUGCUACACGUCGCUCUCCAUCUCCUGCUACCCCAAGCACUGCGCUCGGGACCCUCGUGGAGGACCUUUUGAGUAAAAUCCCUCCUGCCGAGCUGGAUCUCGGACUUGGCAGGCGUGCGCUCAUCAGCCGUGCGGAUAUCGCUUCUGCCCUCCCAGAUAUCAUUGGCACUGUUACCGACAUUGUCACUGUCAUCCUUGGCCACAUCCCAGCCACCGAUCUCAACCUGGGAGUCGGCAGGCGCGACGUCGCCAGCGCAGCGGCCAUUACCACUAUCCUCCCUGACCUCCUGAACACGGUCACCGAUGUUAUCGGCGUCAUCCUUAGCCACGCUCCUCCGGUUGAGCUCAACCUUGGUGUCGGCAAGCGUCAGGUCCCCAGUUCGGCAGACCUGAGUGCAACCGCCUCAGAUCUUCUCGGCAGUGUUACAGAUAUCGUUGGUGUCGUUCUCAGCCACGUACCGCCGGCAGAGCUUGAACUUGAAGUCGGCAAAUAGGUGCCGAAGAGAAGGCACCGUGAGGCGCUCAUGGAAGAAUUAGAGAGCAUCGGGCAACAUCCUUACAUGACGGCAAAUACGGCGUUCUCAUUCGCGAUGAAGGACUAGAGAAAUAUGCUAGGCAAUAAGACUUGUAAUUAGGAAAAUACUCCAUGGACUCUUUCUUGUAUAUUUUUUUUAUGAAUGCCUGUUU